AUGGGGAACAAGAUCGCAGAGGAGCUCGUUUCUACGGUACGGUCCAUUGUUGGCGAUGAAUAUACAGAGAUGGACAUAAUUAGAGCACUUCACAUGGCCAAAAACGACCCCACAGCUGCAAUUAAUAUCAUUUUUGACACCCCAAGUUUCAAGAAACUCGAAAUUGUAAAUGUAAUUUCAAAUUCAAGCAGUAAUAAUACUAGUGAGAUCCAAAAACUUGAGCCUAGUACAGUUUCUUCAAAUGAGGGAUUAAAUAUUAAUGAGAGUAGAAUUGAGAGUGAGUGUGACAGGGGGAGUGAGUGGUGGUAUGUGGGGUGUGGUGAGGCAGAAUUCACUCCAGCUGAUUUAUACACGAGGAAGCGGCCUUUGAGCGAACAGGACAGCUCUGGUGGUCCUGCCUCAGUAUUGCACGCGAACUUAUCCAAAAGCUCUUCAUCUGCAGAUGGAGAUAAAGUUGAGAAUGAUGAGACAAUUUCUGAUACUGAUCUUGAUUAUAUUGUUGGUUCAGCUGAUAACUCGGAGAUACAGGAAAUGGAACCACCAAGUACACUCCAGUGCGAACUGCGACCCUAUCAGAAGCAGGCACUUCAUUGGAUGACACAACUGGAGAGGGGAAGAACCACGGAUGAAGCGGCAACAACUCUGCAUCCAUGUUGGGAUGCUUACCGUCUGAAAGACGAGAGGGAGCUUGUUGUUUACUUGAAUGCAUUUUCGGGUGAUGCGACCACUGAAUUCCCGAGUACCCUUGAAAUGGCUAGAGGAGGAAUUUUGGCAGAUUCAAUGGGGUUAGGGAAGACUAUAAUGACUAUAGCUCUCCUCCUCAGUCAUUCUGAAAGAGGUGGAUCAUCAGGGAGCCAACCUACAAGCCAGCUGUCUGGUGAAAAUGGUGAAGCUAGUAAUAUUUUAGGUCAAUCUACAACUUUUGCAAAGAAAUCAGCAAAAUUCUCUAGUCUUGAUAAGCUCCUGAAACAUAAGCCCACACUUAUCUCUGGUGGGAAUCUGAUAAUAUGUCCAAUGACACUACUAGGUCAAUGGAAGGCAGAGAUUGAAGCCCAUGCACAACCUGGUGCUCUAUCUCUUUAUGUUUACUAUGGGCAGACAAGAUCAAAGGAUACAAAAGUGCUUGCUCGAAGUGAUGUCGUGCUGACAACAUAUGGAGUGUUGGCCUCCGAAUUUUCUACAGAGAAUGCUGAGGACAGUGGGGGACUUUUCUCUAUUAGAUGGUUUAGAGUGGUGCUUGAUGAGGCACAUACUAUCAAAUCUUCUAAAAGCCAAAUCUCCAAUGCUGCUGCUGCUCUUAUUGCUGACCGUCGGUGGUGUCUUACUGGUACCCCUAUCCAGAACAAUCUGGAGGAUAUUUACAGUCUUCUUAGAUUUUUGAGGAUCGAACCAUGGGGAAGCUGGGCAUGGUGGAACAAGCUUGUUCAGAAACCUUUUGAGGAGGGAGAUGAGAGGGGGCUAAAGUUGGUUCAACAAAUUUUAAGAUCGAUCAUGUUGAGAAGAACAAAGUCUAGUACAGACAGGGAAGGCAGACCAAUUUUAGUUCUACCACCAGCAGAUAUUCAAGUGACAUAUUGUGAACUAACAGAAGUAGAGCGCGACUUCUAUGAUGCAUUGUAUAAAAGAUCCAAGGUGAAGUUUGAUCAGUUUGUUGAGCAAGGGCGAGUUCUCCACAACUAUGCUUCUAUAUUGGAGUUGCUUUUGCGACUUCGUCAAUGUUGUGACCACCCGUUUCUUGUAAUGAGUCGAGGUGAUACCCAAGAAUUCUCCGAUCUAAAUAAGCUUGCUAAACGUUUCCUUAAGGGUGGUAAGGAGACUGGAGAAGGCAAAGAUGUUCCUUCACGUGCUUACAUUCAGGAGGUUGUGGAAGAGUUGCGGAAGGGAGAACAGGGAGAAUGUCCUAUUUGUCUUGAAGCUUUUGAAGAUGCAGUCUUGACUCCAUGUGCUCAUAGGUUAUGUCGAGAGUGUCUCUUGGCAAGCUGGCGAAGUUCUACUUCCGGCCUUUGUCCUGUUUGUAGAAACACUGUCAGUAAGCAGGAGCUUAUAACGGCCCCGACAGAUAGCCGCUUUCAGAUUGAUGUUGAGAAGAAUUGGGUGGAGUCAUCAAAAGUAUCAGCCUUGUUGGGUGAACUAGAACGUCUUCGUUCCGUUGGCUCCAAAAGCAUUGUUUUUAGUCAGUGGACUGCCUUCUUAGAUUUAUUGCAGAUUCCUCUUUCUCGUAGUAAUAUUCCAUUUGUUCGCCUUGAUGGGACGUUAAACCAGCAACAACGUGAGAAAGUAAUAAAGAAGUUCUCAGAAGAGGAUGGCAUAUUGGUGUUGCUAAUGUCAUUGAAGGCUGGUGGUGUUGGGAUAAACCUGACGGCUGCAUCUAAUGCUUUUGUCAUGGAUCCGUGGUGGAAUCCAGCUGUUGAGGAACAAGCGGUCAUGCGUGUUCAUCGUAUUGGACAAACUCAGCAAGUAAUGAUUAAACGAUUCAUUGUGAAGGGUUCAGUUGAGGAAAGAAUGGAGGCAGUACAAGCUAGGAAGCAACGGAUGAUUUCUGGUGCUUUGACGGACCAAGAAGUUCGGACUGCAAGAAUUGAGGAACUUAAGAUGCUUUUUGCAUAGACAAUACGGAACAACUAAAUCAUGCCAAUGAGUUGGGGCCUCUGCCUCCUGAGAUUGUAGAUUCACGAUUGCCAUAUCAGAUGGUAUAGGUGUCUGGAAAAGAGCUGAAAGCUUCAUGUCUCAUGCUGCAGGCGCGCAGGGUUAUUUUGGAGGCCUCGAGAAUCUCAAGUGUUGAAAAGUGAUCAUUCCAUUGGCUACAACUGGUUUAAUUUUGGAGGAACCUUCAUUUUUCUCAGUAUUCCAAGUUUUAGUUGAAGCAGUUUCCAGAAGCGCAAAUGUAACUAGCAUCUGGGGAUGUGCAUUUGUACUUCACUGUUGUAAAACUGAAUCCUGGCAUCACGAGUAAUAUGAAGAUGUGGGAUCCGACUUCUAAAACAGUUCUUGUAGAGUAAACAAAUUUGUAAAUAAUAUAUUUCGUCAAUGCAGCUUGCAAGCUGCAGAGAGGAGAGUCAUAUGUAACUUUAUAACUUUUGUUUCAGUUUACAAACCUUGUAAAUUUUGACCAUAUUGAAGUUCUCCCUUCAGUUAACAAA
Nicotiana tabacum (common tobacco) is the source of this 3140-nucleotide messenger RNA. The record is from RefSeq and is a predicted model, not a curated record. Lineage: Eukaryota; Viridiplantae; Streptophyta; Magnoliopsida; Solanales; Solanaceae.